Mus caroli (Ryukyu mouse) is the source of this 2284-nucleotide messenger RNA. It is a transcript of the gene CUNH14orf93, whose product is annotated as chromosome unknown C14orf93 homolog. The record is from RefSeq and is a predicted model, not a curated record. Lineage: Eukaryota; Metazoa; Chordata; Mammalia; Rodentia; Muridae.
CACGAAUACAAAGAGCCAUACGACCUUCGAGUAUCCUUUUUCCAUUUUUUUUUCUCCUUCAUCUUGUGUGCGUUUUCCAAAUUUUUAAAAAUAGAGAUCUGUGGCAGUGCUGGGCGAAGGCCGUGGGACACCAUUGUGCUGAGUGCUUAGGGAGCACAGGACCUGCUAAUGGAAAGCUGAGGAGAAGCAACCAUGUACCUGCUAGCCCACUCCUCCACAGAACCCACAGCCCGGAGCCCCAGCUCUUCUGACCACCUUCUAUGAAGCGCUUCCCUGGCGAAGGCCAGUUACUUGGAGCACUUGUGAAGGGACCUAUUAGAGUGUACACAGCUACCUGCGGCUAUCAACUAUGUCCUUCAGUGCCACCAUUCUUUUCUCCCCUCCCAGUGGCAGUGAAGCCAGAUGCUGCUGCUGUGCUUGUAAGAGCGAGACUAGCCAGGGCAGCACGGGUUCUCAGGGCGGGAAUCCUCCCGCCAGUACCCCCAUCACAGUGACUGGACAUGGCCUGGCGGUCCAAAGCUCUGAACAGCUCCUGCAUAUUAUCUACCAGCGGGUGGACAAGGCAGUGGGUCUGGCUGAGGCCGCUCUGGGGCUUGCGCGGGCCAACAAUGAGUUGUUAAAACAGCUCCAGGAAGAAGUGGGUGAGCUACGGCAGGGGAAAGUGUGCACCGCUGAUGAAGAUGGGGAGAGCCGGGCCCGCAGCCCACCACCCGAAGAGCCUGGAGUGCUCAAGGGAAGUCCAGGAGAAACCUGCAACACUCUGCCUGCCAUGGAGGAAGAGUGUGAUAGCGUGGGCAGUGGCGUGCAGGUGGUGAUCGAGGAGCUGCGGCAGCUGGGGGCUGCCUCCACCGUGGGGCAAGGGCCCUUGGGCUUCUUCGCAGCCCCCCAGAGAGAUGCGCGCCUUCCAGGAUGCACUCUGGCUGCGGUAGAGGGAGCCCCGCUGCUCAACCCGAUGGCAGACGACUAUGUGGCCUCUGAGGGUUCAAUACAACGAGUGCUGGUCCCCGCUUACGCCAAACAGCUUUCGCCAGCCACACAAUUGGCUAUCCAGAGGGCAUCCUCAGAGACAGGACCAGAAAGUGGAACCAAGCUGCCCACAACGCGCCCUGAGGGCGUGCUCGGAUCUGCAGCUCUGGACAGUGCCUUGGAUGAAUCAGGCGCCGCCGGAGGUACUGGGGAAUUGAGCCGCUCUCUUGGAUUUAUUGGCUCCCCAUGCAGGAUCCGAGGGACUGGCCAGAAAAACUCCAGGCGUAAGCGAGAUCUGGUGCUCUCCAAACUGGUCCACAAUGUGCAUAACCACAUCACCAACGACAAGAGAUUCAAUGGGUCGGAAAGCAUUAAGUCGUCUUGGAAUAUUUCAGUUGUGAAGUUCCUUCUGGAAAAGCUCAAGCAGGAGCUGAUGGUGAGCCCCCACAAUUAUACAGACAAGGAGCUGAAGGGAGCCUGUGUGGCCUACUUCCUUACCAAGAGGCGAGAGUACCGCAAUUCUCUCAACCCUUUCAAAGGCCUAAAGGAGAAAGAGGAGAAGAAACUUCGAAGUCGCCGAUACCGGCUUUUCGCCAAUCGAUCCAGUAUCAUGAGGCACUUCGGACCCGAGGACCAGCACCUGUGGAAGGACGUGACAGAAGAGCUGAUGUCUGACGAGGAGGACAGUCUUAAUGAGCCAGGUGUGUGGGUGGCCCGCUCGCCCCGAUUCAGGGCCCAGCGCCUCACAGAGCUCUGCUACCACCUGGAUGCUAACUCUAAGCACGGCACCAAAGCCAACCGCGUCUACGGGCCUCCCUCAGACAGACUGCCUUCUGUGGAGGCCCAACUCCUUCCUCCCGAGCUGUACAACCCCAAUUUCCAAGAAGACGAAGGAGGGGGCAAUGAGAAAGGACCUGUCUCCCCAUCUUAUGACCAGCCCCACAAGACAUCCUGUCCUGACUUGAAUUCGUUCAUUGAAAUCAAGGUGGAAAAGGAUGAAUACACUCUAUAACAAGGCUAACUGGCUCCUCCCACUCUCCACAUCCUGGAAAGGAUGGCUCGGAAUAACGAGGUGCCUCCUGCAGUCUACAAAAGAAAAUCUACUUUUCUUAACAUAGUUUCCACUUGAAGUGGAAUAGCAGAACUUACAUAGAAGGCAGGGGAGGUCUUUCUCCCUGUGAAUGGCAGCCCAGAAAGUGUUUAUUCCUAAGUAUAAGCAGUGCCUCAGAGGAGCCUGGGAUGCAAAGGAGGAUGGGCCAAAGAAACGAGAGGCCUUGAUCCAUGUCCCCUCUCUGACUUGGUUUGCCCCUCACCCUCC